CUCCCUGUCUCCUUGGGGCGGGGUCUCAUCUGAGGCCGGCGGGCCGAGACCAGGAGCAGGCAUGGAGGGCGCCAGCGUGGCGUUGGCGGCCGCGGUGAUACUCUGGCUUGGCGGCGGCGGCGCCGGAGCCGAGCCGGGGCCCGAGGGCGAAGCAGAGUGUGCGGAGCCCUGGAGUGGCUCGGUUUUCCAGCCGCCGUUUGCGCUGGGCUCGGUUGGCGUGGCGCGGAGCUCGGGGAAGCCGGGGCGCGACGAGGACGACCUACCCGUCCUGUUGUGGUGGAGUCCCGGCUUGUUCCCUCACUUCCCCGCAGACUCGGAGCGCAUCGAGUGCGCGCGCGGCGCGUGCGUGGCUUCCCGGGACCGGCGGCGGCGGCGGGAGCCGCGCACGCGCGCGCUGCUCUUCUACGGCACGGACUUCCGAGCGUCCGAGGCGCCGCUGCCCCGCCUGGCGCAUCAGAGCUGGGCGCUGCUGCACGAGGAGUCGCCGCUCAACAACUUCCUUUUGAGCCACGCGCCCGGCAUCCGCCUCUUCAACCUCAGCGCCACCUUCAGCCGCCGCUCCGACUACCCGCUGCCGCUGCAGUGGCUCCCCGGCCUCGCCUACCUGCGCCACGCCCCGCCCGCGCCCGCCGAGCGCGCCGCUUGGCGCCGCCGCGGCUACGCGCCGCUCCUCUAUCUGCAGUCCCACUGCGACGUGCCCUCGGACCGCGACCGCUACGUGCGCGAGCUGAUGCGCUACAUUCCGGUGGACUCGUACGGCAAGUGCCUGCAGAAUCGCGAGCUGCCGGCCCGGCUGCGCGACACAGCCACGGCCACGUCGGAGGACCCCGAGCUCCUGGCCUUCCUGUCCCGCUACAAGUUCCACCUGGCCAUGGAGAACGCCAUAUGCGACGACUACAUGACAGAGAAGCUGUGGCGGCCGCUGCACCUGGGGGCCGUGCCCGUGUACCGCGGCUCGCCGUCCGUGCGCGACUGGAUGCCCAACGAGCGCGCCGUCAUCCUAGUGGACGACUUCGAGUCGCCGCAGCAGCUGGCCGCCUUCAUCGACUUCCUGGACAGCAAUGACGACGAGUACGCCAAGUAUCUGGCCUACAAGCAGCCCGGGGGCAUCACCAACCGGCUCCUUCUGGACAGCCUGGAGCAGCGCGAGUGGGGCGUGAACGACCCCUGGCAGCCCAGCUACUUGGAGGGCUUCGAGUGCUUCGUCUGUGACCACGAGCUGGCCAGGCUGGCGGCCGAAAGGGCCCACGCGGCCGACCCUGCCCGCAUCCCGCCGCCGCCGCCCCGAAUCGCGCAGCACUCCCACAUGGCCUGCCCCGAGCCCUCCCCCGGCUUUGGGAGGCUCGAGGAGAUCCCUGAGAACGACAGCUGGAAAGAAAUGUGGCUGCAGGAUUACUGGCAAGGCCUGGACCAGGGGGAGGCCCUCACUGCCAUGAUCCACAACAGUGAGACACACCAAGGGAGAUUUUGGGAUUACAUGCAGGACAUCUUCCUCCGAAGGAACCAGUACCCCCGGCCACCCACAUGAGCUCCUUGGGCACAGCUGAGGUGGGAAACGGUCUGGAAGACGACAGACUCUCUUUCUGCUUUGUGGCUUAAAGGGAAAGGUGCUACUUCUUAAGGUAUGGAGAUUCCUAGUACAUCUCCCCCCCACCCCACUGUCAUGCUGUUUAGUAUGUGGUUUCAGAAAAGCCCUUCUACCCUCCAGGAAGACAGAAAUAGAAUUGCUUAUUCUGUGGCAGACCCUGGGAAGGGUUCAGUGACCCCCUGCAUUCUGACUGGUUUUAUUUAGAGAUCAAGUCCCCAGAGUUAAAUAGCAAAGACUACUCAGUUCUCCAGACUUUUCAUCUUCUUAGGUCUCAUCUGGGCAUCCUUAAGGCAGAGGGCCCUAAAAUGUCUGAAUUGGAAGGAAUCUUAUAACCUUCCCCCCUCCCCCCAUAUACACACUUGUCUUUUUCAAAACUGAGGGUCAGGUGAAAUGAUUAGCCCAAUUUUGUAGUUUAUUAGUGACAGAGACUAGACUAGAACUGUGUCUUCUGGCCCUCAAUUCAGAGUUUUUUCCCCAGAAAAUACAGUGGGAAAAGUCUUCCUGGGGUCAGACUCUUUGUGACAUUAAGAUAUACAAAGAGGCAGUCAACCAAUCAAAAUACCAUUUGGCAACACAUGAUCUUGCUUUUCCCUGCUGCUCAGUGAAUUUUGUUCAUUUUUGUGUGCUGCAAAGUCAUUUUAUUCUCUAACGAAUUAUGGGAAGGAUGCUAAAGAUGCCAUUUUUUAAAUUAAUUUAUUUUGAUUUAUCAAUAAUCACUUCCAUAUGCUUUUGAGUUUAAAAUUUUUCUCCCU
This is a messenger RNA of Vombatus ursinus (common wombat), 2340 nucleotides long. RefSeq names its product fucosyltransferase 11 (gene POFUT4). The record is from RefSeq and is a predicted model, not a curated record. The transcript is spliced from 3 exons. Gene Ontology annotation, molecular function: alpha-(1->3)-fucosyltransferase activity. Gene Ontology annotation, cellular component: Golgi membrane. NCBI's taxonomy places the organism in Eukaryota, Metazoa, Chordata, Mammalia, Diprotodontia, Vombatidae. Bases 62 to 1528 code for a protein of 488 amino acids.